AGUGAAUACCUGCUACUGGAAGCACCGCCGCAGGAGGGCGACCACCAUCGAUUCUCCAGCACCGGCAAAUCCCAUCCCAUGACGCCUCCCUCUUUACCAUGAUCCUCACCCCAGUCCGCUGACACCUCCAUCGUGCCUCCGAGUUCUGCGCCGUCCGGCCGCAUCGCGGAGACAUGACUUGAGGGCUGCGGGAACGCGUGCGCUGCUUAGACAUUAUGUCCUCGCCUGAUCUCGACGCCGCAAACCGGGCCGCACGCUUCUCCCAGAUCCUCUCGCGCCUGGUUGAGGUCCCGGGAUACACUUGGGCUGUGGACAGAGAACCGUUCCAUUCGUCCUACGACAACUGGCACUUCUUUGGCUUCCAGAAUGCCAACUCCGACGGCCCCCAGUCGCGCGGCCGCUCCACUCCUCACAAGUCCUCGCAUUCCCAGUCCCACUCGAGCUCUCACUCGCCGGACAGCAGUGAUGCCACCGUCACACCCACAACAAAUCAAGCGCCGCAGCAACGCCAGGUCAUCGCACGCGUCUCAAAACACCUGCUUCGUCUGGAAAGGGAAUACCAGCUCUGCAAAGCCGUAGUAGAGAAAUCAGAUCCCGAAUGCAAACACUUUGUCAGGCCGUUGGAAAUCGUCCGCCUCCCACCAAAGUCUGGAAAUCCCGAGAGCCUGGUGUGCUCUAUUUUUGAAGCACCAGGCGUCAACUACCUUCGCGAAUUAAUAGAGUUGGGACCAAAUGCCUUCCAGCUUGCAUCCAAAACCGGUUGGGAGUUUAAAGCAUUGGGCAAGAGCAUCGAGCGGGUCCCUCUGCUUACCUUCCUGGACUUUGCCGUUGGUGCUACCGAGUGUUGCGAAAUUCUGCACCAUGGAAAUCGCAUAGUACAUGGCGAGCUGCGGGGAGAUGCGUUUCACUUCAAUAUGGAAACUGGCGUGGUGAAGAUGAUAAACUUUGGGUCUGGGGCGCGGUCCUUUGAGAAUGGUUUGACUAGCGCGGGAUGGUCUUCCCUAAGCCGCGAAGUAGGAGUUGAGCAUAAGCUACAGUUCAUCGCCCCGGAGCAGACGGGACGUUUACCGGCUGAGCCGGACAGUCGUACUGAUAUAUACAGCCUUGGAAUAGUGUUCUGGACGAUGCUCACAGGAGAAACUGCCUUCGACGGCAACAACCCUCUUGAUGUCAUGCAAAAUGUCCUCUCGAAGAGAAUAGCUCCGGUCUCAACGAAACGGAUAGAUGUACCGGACGUGCUAUGUGCUGUAAUCACGAAAAUGACACAGAAGAAUAUCGGCGAACGUUAUAAUUCUACCUCAGGCCUGAAGCACGACCUCGUGCAGAUUCAGAAACUUCUUUACGAAGGUGACGGAGAAGGUCUCCAAGCAUUCAAAAUCGGCACCAAGGAUAUCUCCUGUUUCUUUAAUUUACCCUCGAAACAGAUUGGACGCGAAAAAGAGCGGGCACAAAUUGUGGCAAUUGUGGAAGGCGCUUCAAAACGACAACGGCAACCUCAUCUAUCUGCCAAGGGACUUAGUAGUCUUAGCUCGAACUCCUCAUACUCCACAUCUCACCUUGAAUCUGCAGCCCAGAUCGACGAUCUGAUUUCGGAUAGCACCAGCUCCAGGGGCUCCGAAAGCCGGAUGGGGAGUGGCAAUGGUGCCGUACAUAUGGAAGCUACAAGAUCAGUGCAUCAGAAAUCACAGGACAGCAUCAGACAAUCCGAAAAUUCUACUCCUGAUGGACUCUCGGAGUUACCGGAUUCAAGACCAUUAUUCAUGGGAACUAGAUUUGAGAGCAAGCCCUCUGUCGGCAGCACAGACGGUUUUUCUUCCAAUACAUCUAUUCAACGGUCAGGCAUGCCUGGCACCGAUGGAUCGACUUCUCUUCUGCGCAACGCCCAGAAGAUGAAAAGGAAAAGUCGAUGUGAAGUCAUCACAAUUUCAGGGGCAGCUGGCCUUGGGAAGUCCUCUCUCGUGCAGAGCAUUCAGAUCGCAGCUAGGAGCCAUGGAUACUUUGCGUCAUCCAAAUUUGACCAAGCAAAACGAGCGCCCUUCGACCCUAUCCUGAAGUUGAUGUCCUCCCUCUUUCGGCAGAUUUUCUCAGAGAGCGACGUGUCCACCGAGUUUCACAACAACAUACGUGCAUAUGUGAAACCCGUUUGGCCUCUCCUCCACAGCUACUUAAAUCUACCAGAGUGGCUGCUUGAUUCUGGUAGCAUGCCAAAGCCACAGCAGCGAGAUGUGCAAGCUAUCAAAAGCCCACGUCGAGCAUCCUCUCCAGCUGUACACUGCGGAAGUGCAGGAAAUACUGCAGCAGAUUGGUUGCGAUCUGGUGGCUCAACAAAAUCUUCGAGGUUCAUGAACACUUUCAUCGAAGUACUCCGCCUUUUUGCGGUUUGUAAAUUCAUCUGCUUCUGCGUUGACGAUCUUCAGUAUGCCGAUCCUGAAAGCCUGGAACUUAUUCAAAACAUUAUCUCCGGCCGCAUUCCGAUAGUGCUCAUAUUAACGUACCGGGAAGAAGAUGGCCUACCGAAAGAAACUCGUUCCAUGCUGCGUUCCGCAACCAAGGUGCAGUUGCGACCAUUCAACGAGGAUCAGACAGCGGAGUAUGUUUCGGAAACAUUGCAUCGAGAUCGCGACUAUGUUUUACCACUUGUCGCUGUAAUCCAGGAGAAAACUAUGGGCAAUCCUUUCUUCAUUCGCGAAAUGCUGGAUACGUGCUAUCGCAAGACCUGCGUUUAUUACUCAUGGAAAGGUUCUACCUGGGAGUAUGACCUCGAUAAAGUGUUCACUGAGUUUGAGUCUCAAACAUACGGAUCGCAAAUCAAUAACGACUUUGUGACAAAGAGGCUACAAGAGCUACCACUCCCUACGAGAUCGUUACUCGCGUGGGCUUCCCUGAUCGGCAACAGCUUCUCAUUCAGCCUUGUAAAGAAAUUGAUGGAUGAAGAGACUGUGCUGUCGAACGCUUCUGGGAUACCCACCUUGACCGAUCCACAGGACUCAGUGUUUGCACUACAAGGAGCUCUCUCGUCCUAUAUACUGAUGGCCGGCGAGGACGAAGACAAGUUCAGAUUCUCUCACGAUCGAUACAUGCUAGCCGCAACAUCAUUAACAGAGUGUUACAACAAGUCGGAAAUGCACUUUGCGAUAGCCAAGACCAUGAUCGAGAACGACUAUCACGAUGACACGGCCGCCAACUCGAAAGGCCUCUACAUUCGAAGUCGACACAUCUGCCUGGCAGUUGAUCUCAUUAAGUCAAGAGUGCAAAACCGUGCCUCCUACAGAGACGUCUUAUACCAGGCCGCAGAAAAUGCUCGAGAGUCUGGAGCACGCUCAACCGCAUUAUACUACUAUACGCAUUGUCUUAAUUUGCUACAGGACGAUCCCUGGGACGAAAAGAUACCCGACGUACUUUAUCAGGAAACUUUAACCUUGUUUACCCGGUCAGCAGAGUGCUACUGGUUUCAAGGCAUGUUCGAAGAGGCACUAGGCUUACUACAAACUACGUUUAGUAAAGCAAAGGAUGCCGUGGACAAAGCUCCCUCAUGGAUCUUGCGGUCUCGAGUGUUCGCUGUGAAGGGUGACAGUUUCGCGGCGUUCCAAGCGCUCGAGCAAUGUUUAUCGGAUCUUGGGGUCGAUAUUGGGCAAACGACUUGGGAAGGAUGUGACUCUGAGUUUCAACGGAUAUGUUCUGAACUGAAAAACGUUGAUGGGGACGAGCUGGUAGCGAGAGCUCCGACGGGCGAUCGGAAUCUGAUGACAAUGGGUGCCGUCUUCGUGGAGUUGCUCAGUGCCGCUUUCUGGAGUAAUUCGCUCCUCUUCUAUCAAAUCACGUUGAAAAUGGUAGAUCUACAUCUGCACAGAGGAACAGUUCCCCAAAUCGGCUUGGGCUAUGUUCACUUGGCAUCGAUCUGUGCAGGUCGAUUCAACAUGGUGGAGUAUGGCGUUGAAAUUGGCGACAUGGCUAAACGCCUUCUGGAGGUCUAUCGCGAAGAGCCUUAUACUGUCGGACGCGGGCAAACUCUGCAUGCCCUAUUUAUGGGUCAUCUUCAGACACAUGUCCGCGAUCAGAUUCCUAUACUCAACCGUGCAAUGGAGGCGAGCCUUGUAGCGGGGGAUCGCAUUCUUUCAUUGCUAAAUUUAGGGGUUGUCGCUGCGUUUAGACUGUGGUCAUCCUACGACCUCGCAGAGUUAGAAGCUUGGAUAGAAGAAGCUCCUAUGGAGUUCAAGAAUUGGCAAGAGGACUUGCGUGGGGGUGUCUUCCUCAUUAGCGUCAGGCAGUACGCUCGCGCAUUGCAAGGAAAAACGCACACCCAUUCCGCAGAGCACGUAAUGUCAGACGAUGAACACCAGACGACAGCAUACCUCGAGCACCUCGAUUCAAAGGCUUCCAAUUCGAAACGACCUAGAACUAUAUACUUGAGCUACAAGCUUAUUGUAUUGUACCGAUUUGGAUUCAUUUCUGAAGCGAUCGCGGUUGGAGAAGCGCUUCUCCCCAUGAUGGAAAGUGUGUGGUGUAUGCGCCUCCAAUAUUCCAACCUUUUCUAUCUUUCCUUAGCCUAUCUAGCUACCAUCCGCGAACAGUUCUCUACCAUCAGCGCAUUCAACAAAGGCAAAUUACUAGAUUUUGUCAGGUCAUCGAUCAGCAAAAUACGGUCCUGCUGUGCUGUCACCGACAUCAACUAUAGCAUAUGGCUAUCUCUCCUCAAUGCUGAGCUGCACGACCUUGAUGGAGACCGAGUAACGGCUUUGGUGCACUACGAAGCUGCCAUCGAUCACGCUGAGCUCCAUGGGUUUCUUCUUGAUGAAGCUCUCUCGUACGAACUCUAUGCAGAAUUUCUCCAACGUGCAGGAUCUACUCGUCCGGCUCGCCGUAUGCUGAAGGACUGUGUUUCAACCUACCGACGUCUCAGCGCUUUUGGAAAAUCCGAUCAAUUAGCUGCCAAAUACGAGUGGCUCAUCCAGGGGACCUCCAGCCUAUCCACUAUGGAUGUCGCUUGUCAGACGACUAUCAUUGAUACCGGCAAUACCCCUUUCAAGCUAGAGCAGAAUGAAGACCAAGAGGCACGUAUGCUCGGCGCAGAAACUUCGGUGGAUCGCACGCACGCUUGGCUCGGCCCAAGCAAUUCCUCCGGCGCAGGAAAGCAACCGGCAACUCAUAACGACCUUCAAGGUGGAUUUUCGGCUGUCGGACUUGAUAUGAUUGACCUUACCAGCAUUCUGGAGUCCUCGCAGGUUCUAUCUUCCGAGCUUCAAGUUGAUCGAUUGUUGGCGAAGAUGACGGAGAUUAUUUUAGAAGCUACAGGAGCAGAUCUAGGUGCCAUUGUCGUUGAGGAUGACCAAAUUCAAUGGUCCGUCGCAGCCGUCGCAAGUCCUGAUGGAGUUCAGUCGUUCCCUGGUGGCCAGUCUUUGGAGACGGUCGAAGAUCAAGUGGCUCGACAAGUGACGCUUUACGUUCUACGCUUCAAGGAGGUAGUCUUUGUGCAGAAUCUCCUUGAGGAUGACCGAUUUUCCAACGUCUCAGAAGCUUAUCUAAAACGGAAUCCUGUUGGUAAAGCAGUCAUAGCGAUCCCUAUAUUGCACGGAAACGACGACCUCUUACUCGGCUCGAUAUACGUCGAAGGACCUCCAAAUAGCUUCACGGAAAGGAACACAAAUGUCCUGCGACUCCUUGUCAACCAAAUUGCCAUAUCGCUUGCCAAUGCUCUGCUAUUUAAGAAGAUCGAAAAAGUCAGCGCGAGCAAUGAAGCUAUGUUGGAGAUGCAAAAGAAAUCUCUGACCCAAGCGCGCGAAGCCGAGAACAAAGCAAAGGAAGCAGAGGCCAUCGCUAUUCGUACCAUGAAGUUGAAGGAGGAGGCAGCCAAGGCGAAGUCUCUCUUCCUUGCGAACGUGUCGCACGAGCUACGAACGCCUCUCAACGGUGUUAUCGGCAUGAGCGAGCUACUCAAAGCUAGUCCACUCAAUGCUGAACAAGCAGGAUAUGCAGACAGUAUCCGCGUUUGUGCAGAUACCCUUCUAUCGAUCAUUAACGACUUGCUGGACUAUAGCAAACUGGAAGCUGGUAAAAUGAACAUGAUAUCAAUGCCACUGAGCCUGACAGAAACAAUUACCGAAGUCGUUCGUGCGUUGUCAUACACGAAUGCCGAACGAGGUCUGAAAACCAUAGAGCAACUAGAAAUCGAUCCUGACCUAUUUGUCAUGGGUGAUCCUGUCCGUCUUCAUCAGAUCCUGAUGAAUCUACUCUCGAACAGCUACAAGUUCACGCCUCACGGCUCGGUAACUGUCAAAGCUACUGUGCAGCGAGAAGAUAAGGACACAAUAGAUAUUACUUGCAGCGUCAUAGACACUGGAAUCGGUAUACCGGACGAGCAGAAGAAGAAGCUUUUCCUUCCAUUCAGCCAAAUCGAAAAUUCCAGUUCCCGAAGCUAUGGUGGUACCGGCCUGGGGCUGAGUAUUUGCAAAGCAAUCAUCGAAAACGUAAUGAUGGGCAAGAUUUGGCUCGAGAGUACGCCAGGAGUAGGAACCACAGUAUCUUUCUCGUUGAAGUUCAAAAAGAUUCCUAAAUCGGAAGCCAUGCGGAUAGAAUGGGAUUCGCGCGAUCCGGAUCCUAUGGCGAAAUUUUCUGCCCAGGAGAACAAUGGCCACGAGCAAUUACCAAAUGGUUGCAUUGAUCUAUCUAAAGUUCCAAGGAAAGAGCUUCGUAUCUGCAUCGCCGAAGACAACCUCAUCAACCAGCGGAUAGCGAUUUCGUUUGUACAGAGGCUUGGGUUCAUGUGCGAAGCUUGCGCAGACGGCCGGAAGACAAUAGACGCGUUGGAGAAGGCAAGCAGAGAGGGCUUUCCGUUCCAUCUUGUCUUGAUGGAUGUCCAAAUGCCCGUCCUAGAUGGCUACGACGCCACCAGAGAAAUCCGAAAACACAAAGACCCCGUAAUCCGCAACGUCCUCAUCAUCGCCAUGACCGCAUCCGCUAUCCAAGGGGACCGAGAGAAGUGCUUAGAGGCGGGCAUGAAUAAUUACCUUGCCAAGCCAGUUCGCGCCCAAACACUAAAAGCACUCCUCGAAUCCUACCUCUCUCAGCCUGAGAGAGACAUGCCGGAUCUCCAGCAACAGGCCAACACACUCGCUAGACGAGUUAUGAUAGAUGCCGAACAUGAUGCCUCGGAAGCCAAAGAAAAUAAACGGCCUAGAACUUCGAGGGAGAACACGGUGCUCAAGGCGAACGCAGUAUCGAAAGUAGUGCCUGAUGAAACGUCCACCAAUACUACCCGAACGCCUGACGCAAAUGGUGCUUCUUGAUGGCUUUGAUAUCCUACAAGCGCUACUUUUUGCAUGGGAAGAAAGACGUUGCAUCAUGAGCUGCAGGAGUCUGGUUCUUGUAAUGUGUUUUCAUGAUCCACUGCUAUAGACUUUUGGAUACCCGGAUGAUCACUUAAAGAGAGCAUCCCAGCGAACGGAACGGGCGUCUGGGAUGCAGUUUUUCCAAGACAGCGUUCCCUUUUGGUUUAUAUCAGGUUAGGGGCAUCGCGCUGGUGUUGGUGGCUCUUCUUCUUCUCUUCCUCUAAAUACGAUUUCCGGUGAUGGAUUUUGAUUGUGGGGCUCAUCAUUAGAAGGAGGGAAUUCACGAACACCUAUAUACGAAGUGGGAGUCGGUGCGCACAGGUUUCUUAGCUUCGGUAUCGGAUAGAUUAGAUAUCUGCACUCGAAAUCGCCAUAAAGGCUACAUUGGAAUGUAUAUGCACGC
Messenger RNA from Mytilinidion resinicola, 7728 nucleotides. RefSeq lists its product as uncharacterized. Lineage: Eukaryota; Fungi; Ascomycota; Dothideomycetes; Mytilinidiales; Mytilinidiaceae. The record is from RefSeq and is a predicted model, not a curated record. Bases 216 to 7283 code for a protein of 2355 amino acids. The transcript is spliced from 5 exons. Gene Ontology annotation, molecular function: ATP binding; protein binding; phosphorelay sensor kinase activity. Gene Ontology annotation, biological process: phosphorelay signal transduction system; protein autophosphorylation.